This is a messenger RNA of Lachancea nothofagi CBS 11611, 1965 nucleotides long. The record is from the annotation of a GenBank genome assembly. Lineage: Eukaryota; Fungi; Ascomycota; Saccharomycetes; Saccharomycetales; Saccharomycetaceae.
AUGAGCAAGAGAGAUACUCCUGAGCCGCAGGACGAACCGCACAAGCAACCGCAGGAAUACAUGAAUGAUUAUCUGUCGACGAACGAUGCCGGGUCGCAGGCGUCGCGGGACUCGACGUCGGACGCCAACCAGCACCACCACAGCAGCAGCAGCAACAACGUUAACAACAGCAGCAACAACUUCCACGGCAGCAGCAACAACGUCCAGAACAACAACAACAACAACAAUAACAACAACAACAGCAGCAGUAACAACGUCAACGACAUCAACAACAACGACGACGACCACUACAUCCCGUCGCGCGACUUUGCUCCACAGCACCGGAUCUCUGCGUCUGCGUCGUAUGUGCCCCGCAAAAACGGCGGUGAGAACAACGACAGCGGCUACCAGGUCCAACAGGUUGUGCCCAACACUCAGCAUGCAAUGUCGCGGUCUAACUCUGGCGCGCAGUCCACAGGCUACCGGAACCGGGCCCAAAGCGGCGUCUCCAGCUCCAACAUGAACAUGCGGUCCCUCAAGUCCAACGCCAACUCCACACAAGAUGUCCAGCAGCCAGAGGCGUCUGAAGACCCGCGCGACUCCGAUGUUCCGCUCAUGAUUAAGCCCAAGACGCUGUACCAAAAUCCACAGACUCCAACGGUUUUACCCUCUACGUAUCAUCCCAUCAAUAUGUGGUCCACUUUGAAGCAAACCUAUCUGAAAGAAUUCCUUGCAGAAUUUAUGGGCACCAUGGUUAUGAUCUUUUUUGGGUGCUCAGUCGUUUGCCAAGUCCGGUCUGGUCAACAGCAGCAGCGUGUCACUUUCUUGAAGCAAUUGGCGAGCUCUCAAGACAUUGACGCCGAAAACAAACUUGCGCUAUUACAGUAUCUUGUCCCGGUAGACAUUACCGGUACUUUCGACGACGUGGCUCUCAUUUGGGGUGGUGCAGUGGUGAUGGGUUAUUUCGCAGCAGGUGGUAGUGCUCUUUCAGGUGGUCACAUGAAUCCUGCAAUUACGCUCAGUAAUUGCGUUUUCCGCGGAUUUCCCUGGCGGAAGGUACCCAUCUACUGGUUUGGUCAAUUGCUAGGUGCUUAUGUCGGCGCCUUGGUCGUAUUCAUAUAUUAUCAACCGGUCAUUGAUGCGGUUUACCCCGAUUGGAACGGUAACGAAACUGUUCUAAGUAUGUUCUGCACCGACCCGCUCGAGUACCUAACUCCUUCUCGCCAGUUCGUCAGUGAACUUGUAGGUGGGGCCGUGUUACAAAUCGGAAUGUUUGCAUUGACUGAUCCUUAUACUUGCUUAAGAUCAGAUUUAUUUCCACUGAUGUUAUUUGUAUUAAUGUUUUGCUUAAUUGGUUCUACAUCACUUCAAACUGGUGCUGGUAUGAAUCCUGCAAGAGAUUUGGGUCCUAGAUUGGCAUUGGCUUCCAUGGGAUUUGAACGAGAAGUGCUAUGGACAAAUCAUCAUCAUUAUUUCUGGGUACCGAUAGUUGCUCCUUUCGUAGGUGCUUUGUUAGGCGGCACCGUCUACGAUAUUUGCAUUUAUCAAGGUCACGAAUCUGUUUUGAAUUGGCCCUUCUCUUUGGUCAGGGCAAAGUUGAGGCGAAUUUGGGCUCUUCGUCCCCGCUUUUACAAGAGAGAAAAAGAAGAUGCGGGUGGAGAUAUGAGCGAUUGGGAUUACGAUAACGAGAGCAACAACGAAAGUGCUAGAGACACCGACUACGAUGAAACUCCAAAGACCGGCUUCUUUUCUGAAAGUGACCCUCAGAUUCAAAAACAAGUUCAAUUCAAGAGUAUGUCUAAAAAUUUCAACGGUAAAAGAAACCCCUCCUCUGGUAUCCCAACAAUUUUUGAAGAAGGCGGUGACGAUGACGAUGAAGACGAUGGUCAGAACAAUCAAGCUAGUAAACCCAGCGAGAUUGCCCAAAGACCGUCUUUGGCGAAAAGCAAAACGAAAUCUAGCGAAAAGAAAGGUAAGCGAUAUUAA